AUGGGUGAUAAUGAGGGUGUGACUGCAUUACACAUUGCUGCUCAGGAGGGUCAUAUUGAUGUCACCGAAUACUUGAUCAUUCAAGGAGCUGAGGUGAAUAAGGGAGAUAACAGAGCUGAGGCGAAGAAGGGAGACAAAGACGGCAAGACGGCAUUACACUUUGCUGCUCAGGAGGGUCAUAUUGAUGUAACCAAAUAUCUCAUCAAUCAAGGUGCUGAGGUGAAUAAGGGAGACAAAGACGGCAAGACGGCAUUACACGGUGCUGCUUUCGAUGCUGAGGCGAAGAAGGGAGACAAAGACGGCAAGACGGCAUUACACUUUGCUGCUCAGGAGGGUCAUAUUGAUGUAACCAAAUAUCUCAUCAAUCAAGGUGCUGAGGUGAAUAAGGGAGACAAAGACGGCAAGACGGCAUUACACGGUGCUGCUUUCGAUGGAGCUGAGGUGAAUAAGGGAGAUAACACAGGUAGGACUGCAUUGCGCACUGCUGCUUCCAAUGGUCAUCAUGAUGUGACCAAAUAUCUCAUCAAUCAAGGAGCUGAGGUGAAUACGGGAGAUAAUGAGGGUAGGACUUUAUUACACAGUGCUGCUCAGAAUGGUCAUCUUGAUGUCACCGAAUAUCUGAUCAAUCAAGGAGCUGAGACUGCAUUACACAGUGCUGCAUUCCAUGGUCAUCUUGAUGUCACCAAAUAUCUCAUCAGUCAAGGAGCUGAGGUGAUUAAGAGGGACAAUGACGCUAAAGUGAAUAUGGGUGAUAAUGAGGGUGUGACUGCAUUACACAUUGCUGCUCAGGAGGGUCAUAUUGAUGUCACCGAAUACUUGAUCAUUCAAGGAGCUGAGGUGAAUAAGGGAGAUAACAGAGCUGAGGCGAAGAAGGGAGACAAAGACGGCAAGACGGCAUUACACUUUGCUGCUCAGGAGGGUCAUAUUGAUGUAACCAAAUAUCUCAUCAAUCAAGGUGCUGAGGUGAAUAAGGGAGACAAAGACGGCAAGACGGCAUUACACGGUGCUGCUUUCGAUGUCAAGGAGCUGAAGUGA
This is a messenger RNA of Strongylocentrotus purpuratus (purple sea urchin), 1035 nucleotides long. RefSeq names its product ankyrin repeat domain-containing protein 50-like. Bases 1 to 1035 code for a protein of 344 amino acids. The transcript is spliced from 8 exons. The record is from RefSeq and is a predicted model, not a curated record. Gene Ontology annotation, molecular function: protein binding. Lineage: Eukaryota; Metazoa; Echinodermata; Echinoidea; Camarodonta; Strongylocentrotidae.